UAUUGAACUGAUAUGUUAACACAAAGCAGGAAAUAGUUUUAUCUCAACAGAUAUGAUUUUAUAGUCCAUAUAAUGGAGGACAGCGAACUUGAGAUAAAAAGGUUGCAGGAGCUGUUCAGAGGACGAUUUACGUUUGAAGAAGCACAUUCACUAAUUAAUCAUCACCAUGGAGACUGCCAGGCAGCUGCUAAUUUUGUUUUUGAUGAGGAGCCUGAGACAGUCAGAGAUGUUAUUGGGACAGAAAACCAAACGUGGCAAGUUAUAAAAAAUAAUCAAAUAUGGAAAGACUUAAUACGACAAGGAACUAUUCCAAAACAAGAGAGACAGUUUGCAUGCAUUACGUGUGACAAUGUCUGGUGGAGAAAAGUUCCUAACCGCAAGCUGGUAUCGAGGUGUGUGCGAUGUUACAUACGAUACGAAGCAGUACCGACAGAAUACGAAUGGGGAAGAGCGGAAUUUCAUUGUCAACUUUGUGGAAAUGUCUUCAGAGGAUUUGGACAAAUGGGAGUCGCUUCCAGUCCUUGUUACAGAUGUAGCACGGUAUGUUCGCCGAACUCAAUUCUGCCAAGACGGAGGUUAGAAGGAAGAAGAUCCAGAAAUGUGCAUUCAUGUCUCUGUCGGAACUGCUUCAAUCGUGCAGAUGGACCUAUUGUUGAAGAAACCUGCGUCCAUCCACGUUCAUUACACCGGCGUGUAGUUUAUGCUAGCCAACAACACCUUAGCACCGGUUCUACAGUUGAUACUUUCUUAACACAAAAUGACUUAGCGUCCCAGGUAUCCGAUUUCGAACCAACAUUAUCAGAUAUUGACGAAUAAUGCGAAAUGGAAAAAUGAUGUCUACCCAAAGCCAAUAAAUU
Molecule: messenger RNA, 857 nt
Organism: Mytilus californianus (California mussel)
Lineage: Eukaryota; Metazoa; Mollusca; Bivalvia; Mytilida; Mytilidae
Product: shiftless antiviral inhibitor of ribosomal frameshifting protein homolog
Exons: 7
Coding region: 73-816 (247 amino acids)
Biological process (GO): innate immune response; viral translational frameshifting
Molecular function (GO): ribosome binding; sequence-specific mRNA binding
Source: RefSeq, a predicted model, not a curated record